CAAAAAAAUCUUGUGUGAUACGAAUACUGAUGGUGGAGGGUGGAUCAUUAUGGUGCGACGUAUUAAAGGUGAUGUCAACUUCACCAGAAACUGGGAGGAAUAUAAGUGGGGAUUUGGUUCUUUUGGCGGCGACUUUUGGCUGGGGAAUGAGUUGGUUGCGACCAUAACUUCAGAGGGUAACUUUGAGUUGAGAGCUGAUAUGCGCUACAAAGACAAAUCUUACUACGCCAUCUACGACAGUUUUAAAGUAGAGAGUGAAGCGGAUAGAUACAGAUUGAGGAUAGGGAACUACACGGGCGAUGCUGGGGACUCGCUUAAAGAUCACCAAAAAGACAGAGUGUUUUCUACUUUUGAUAAGGAUCGGAGCUAUAGCCAAUGUCCACUAAUUCACAAAGGUGGUUGGUGGUACCAUAAUUGCCACCUUUCCCACCCCACAGGUGUGUGGAAAGCUAAAGCUUCCAGUGGACUGAUCUGGUAUCAUAUCACUGGGCUAAGAGAUUCUGUUGACGAAAUAGAAAUGAAGUUUAGAAGGAAAUAACAUGUAUUUCAUAUCAAACUGUUCGUGAAACGAUAAAUAAAACGCCUGCAU
Molecule: messenger RNA, 589 nt
Organism: Physella acuta
Lineage: Eukaryota; Metazoa; Mollusca; Gastropoda; Physidae
Product: angiopoietin-related protein 6-like
Source: RefSeq, a predicted model, not a curated record